Messenger RNA from Olea europaea var. sylvestris, 960 nucleotides. RefSeq names its product 30S ribosomal protein S13, chloroplastic-like. The record is from RefSeq and is a predicted model, not a curated record. Gene Ontology annotation, cellular component: small ribosomal subunit; mitochondrion; ribosome. Lineage: Eukaryota; Viridiplantae; Streptophyta; Magnoliopsida; Lamiales; Oleaceae. Gene Ontology annotation, biological process: translation. The transcript is spliced from 3 exons. Gene Ontology annotation, molecular function: structural constituent of ribosome; RNA binding. Bases 118 to 618 code for a protein of 166 amino acids.
UCCAGUAUUCCUCCAUCAUUCGGAAAGGAUAAGAAAACAAGAAACCAAACCCUUCUCUACUUAUUUUCUUACACAAUUUCUCCUAUUUUCCCAAUCUUUCAACGGUAAAUUCAAGCCAUGGCAGCAUCGAUAUUAACACCAGUACUCCCUUCAGCGUCUCUCAUUUCCAAUCCCCUUUCCACUUCUCUCAAAAACUCCAUCUCUUUACCUCUUCCCACCUCCCUCCCCAAGAUUGGUGGGCUGAGCAUAAAGUGCGUGCGUGUGGGUGGAGUGGAGAUUCCCAACAACAAGAGGGUAGAGUAUUCGCUGCAGUACAUUCAUGGGGUUGGGCGCACUCGAGCCAAGCAAAUUCUGUGUGAUCUGAGCAUGGAGAACAAGAUUACCAAGGACUUGUCUGAAGAGGAACUGACUACUCUCCGUGAGGAAGUCUCCAACUACAUGAUUGAAGGAGACCUCAGGAGGUUCAAUGCACUUGCCAUUAGAAGGUUGAAGGAGAUACAAUGCUACAGAGGUGUUAGACAUAUUCAGGGAUUACCAUGCAGAGGACAGAGGACUAAGAACAAUUGUAGGACCUUGAAGGGAAAGAGGGUUGCGAUUCCCGGGAAGAAGAAGCGUUAGAUGUAGGCCAUGCUUUGCUUUCUUUUCGAAAAAUUACUUGGUAAUUGUCACAUUAUGCCUGAGAUCUUGUAUUCUCUUUACAUACGACUACUACAAUGUGAUUUUCUGCUUUAAAAAAAUUACAUUUGCCGUUGCUUUUGGCGAACUGAACAUUGUAGUGUUUUCUUGCGUUGGAAAGAUCCAUGAGCAUCUCCUGUUGAAUGGUGUUCCAUUGGAUUUUGGCAACUGGAAAACUUGCUUUCAACUUUUUGUGAUUGGUGGUUGUUCAUAUGUAUCUUACUUUGUUCUGUAUCAAAACUUCAUAAUGGAAGAUAAUGCCGUAUAAGAUAAUUGACAACGGAA